Molecule: messenger RNA, 2346 nt
Organism: Musca vetustissima
Lineage: Eukaryota; Metazoa; Arthropoda; Insecta; Diptera; Muscidae
Gene: Rabex-5
Product: rab5 GDP/GTP exchange factor
Exons: 8
Coding region: 4-2346 (780 amino acids)
Biological process (GO): vesicle-mediated transport
Cellular component (GO): cytosol; endocytic vesicle
Molecular function (GO): zinc ion binding; DNA binding; small GTPase binding
Source: RefSeq, a predicted model, not a curated record
ACAAUGUCCAAUACAAAGGUGCAAUUACGUAUGCCACAGCAGGACCUGAAAUGUAGGAAUGGUUGUGGCUAUUAUGGUUACUAUCAAUUUGAAGGUUUAUGUUCCAAAUGUUUUCGUGAACGCAACGACCAAAGGAAGAAAUUGGAUCAAGCGCGAACCGCAUCCACGGUAGCGGCAUCAACCACAUCAAGUGGUCAACGACAUCAUGAUGCAGUUGCAUCGGUUUCACCCAGACAUCAAUCACAACAAAAAGCCGUGGCAGGCAGCCAUCAUCAGAAAAAAACCGAAACCCCGGUUGAAAAUAUUAGCAAUACCCUGACUAAAAAGAAAUCAUUGGUGCCAUCCCUGGUUAAAUCGUUGACACUACAACCCAGUAGUCAAUCGUUGAAGAAACAAUCACGACAACAACAACAUCAGCAGCAGCAACGAAGUCACCAUCAUCACAAAGAUUAUGUUCCUGAUCCAACAGAAGCUCAAUUCAUUUUAAAAUUACGUCAAUUGCGUAUACCCGACGAUGGGAGAGCUAAAUUAAAAAAUGAAAUACAACGUCUCGACUAUGAUAUACGUUCAUAUCUGCAGGGUAACAAUACCAAAAACAUUGAUGAACUCUCGGAAUUGGUACAAAAUGCCUACAGUAAAUUUUCCGAUUUGGUACACAAUGAUGCCAGUUUUCAAAUUGCCACCAAUGAAGAUCGUGAAAUGGCCAUUGAUUUUUUCGAAAAGGUCGUAAUGACAAAAAAUCACAAAUUCCUUUUUAGUCCAUAUUUUACCACGGACGAAGAAAACGAUGUUAAAGUACAAAAACGUAUUAGGCAACUAAGUUGGAUAACAGCUAAGCACUUGGCCUGUUGCAUUGAUGAAGUAAAUGCUGAAUCAAGGGAAUUGGUUUAUAAUGCUAUUACAGAACUUGUUGGCAUCGAUUCAUUUUACUCUCCUCAAGAGAAACUCGAAUGUACGGUGCGUUGUUGUCGUCACAUUUUCGAAUUGCUCAAACAUUCAGUGGGCGGACCAGCAAGUGCCGAUGAAUUUCUACCAGCUUUAAUUUUUGUAGUUCUUAAGGCUAAUCCCGUACGAUUGCAUAGCAAUAUUAAUUUUGUGACACGUUUUACAAAUGCCUCACGUUUGAUGAGCGGUGAAGGUGGUUAUUAUUUUACAAAUUUGUGUUGUGCCAUUUCAUUUAUUGAAAAUCUAACAGCUCAAAGUUUAAGCAUGGAUCAGGAAGAAUUCGAUAUGUUAAUGUCCGGUUCGAAACCAUAUAGUACACCGUGGGAAAGCGCUUUAAUGGCUUGUGAAAGUUUACAUUUAAUAUCGGAAAAUAUGAAACGUAUGGAAAUGUUAAAUACCCGUAAUCAGAAUAUUAGCAAGGGCAUUGCGCAAUUUAAUGAGGAUUUAAAGGAGUUUAAGCUUGAAAUUACCAGCAAAGUUGAAGCGGUACUGGCCAAAGCUCCACUAACAAUUUUGGAUAUAAAAACCCCAGAAUUUUUAAUACCCAAAGCAAGAGCCCAUUUGGAAAAGGACCAAGAACAAUUACAACAAAUUGCCCGAGUUUUAGGUGGCCAUUAUCAACACAAUUUAAUAUCCGCCAUAGAUUCGAAUAACAAAUAUUCGGCAACUACGACAUCCUUACACGAAGCAAAGCAAUUAAAUCCAAAAGUAUUGCCUUUGCCACUGACACCACAACGUGUGGAACCGAAUUCUUCUCCCAAAAAGGGAAUUUCCAGCGAUGAUAGCUUCCUGCAGACAUCGACACAAAGUCAUUAUUUAAGUGCCACAGAUAAGAGUAUGGCAAAAAUGCCCGGUCGUCUAUCGCCACUACCACCACCCGUAAUGUCUAAUCAAUCGAAUAAUGAUCUUCUAUUUGCCUCUCCCAUAUUCAAUUACACCCCAUUUGAUGACCGGUCACAUUUAAUGCCCGAUGAUUUAUUAUUAACUACAGAUGAUUUAUUAUUAACUGCAGAAUUUCGUGGUGGUCUUACAAAUAUCAAUUAUGAUUUUGAUCUUUCGGAUAAUAGUAAUGAUAAUAGCACAGCGGAAGAUGUUAAAAUUAAUUUGGCCGAAUUUGAUCCAUUGGCUGCAAGUGAGGCGGCAGCAACAACAGCGGCGACAACAUUGGCAUCUUUUAAUGAACGACCCAAUUAUACACCAAGUCUCCUAGAUGAUUCACCGGCCAAUGAAUCACGUUUACCAUCACCGUUAAAACCCAUGGUUACAGAUUAUCGUGGGUUCUCUUCAUUUGAAAUACCAUCUAUAUCAUGUAACACUGGCGACUUUAGUUCACUCAAUCAUAGUGUUAAUGAUAAUAAUGCCGAUAAUGUAGAAUCAUCAUUGGAAAACAAGCAGAAAUAG